ACAGAGCGCUCGAGUGUUGCCAUGGCGCAUGCUUUGACCGAUACGUUUAAUUUAAUUAGUGCGAAGAGUUAUUUUGUGUUACUGUGAUUUUGUGAUGUGUUUUAACAUAUAUACUAUUGAAAACACUUGGAUUAUUUUGGAUUGUUUUUCGGAAAAGGGAUGGCUAAACGUCGGAAGCUGUGAUCCGCCCCUGCGCGGCGCGGUGCGCGAUGGAUUGCUACGUACCCAACAAUCCGCAGUUCCUGGGCUGCUGCCACGGGCUCUGUUGCGACCCACUGCAGCCCUGCUCUUGCGACCAGCUUAGAGAGCUGCCAGAGGACUGCUGCCAGCAAGAAACCGAGAACUGCUGUCCAGAUAAUGGAGACGAUCUCAACGCACUGAGCGAUUCUAUCGCCCCGUGCGACGUUGGGCUUGGCGAUGUGAGCGAACCGAAUUGGCCCGCUGAGGACAUGGGCUCCUUCUCCCUACCUCCCCUUGAACUGGAUCCGCUGCCUUCACUCUUCCCCUUUUCACCAUGCUCUGGUUAUAACAGGAAUAACGGGGGAGAAUGCAGGGAACGGGGAGGUGGGGAAGCGGCGGACGUCCUCCUCUCCUUAAAACACGCCGUCGUCCAUGGCGACUGCGCGGCAGACACCGUUCACCCACAGAUGGUGGUAAACAGUGGUGGAGGGUACCCGUACUAUGAGCACUACAGUGGUACCCCCCUUUUUCCCACCAUGAGUGUCAAUGUUUCUAUGAACAUGACUAUGCAUGGCUGUCCAGCGGACCAGUUGUGUUCUCAAGUGCAAUGGAAUCAGAAUACCGCUGCCCCAUCCGUGAAUGUCGUCUAUCCCCAAACACAAAAUGUCAUCCCCACUUCCUACCCGUCCGCCACGUACUCAUUCACAGCAGACUUUAGAACACCAAACCAAUCAGACCCAUUAAUAACGGCGACAUCCACAUUCAAGCCAUUACAGUUACAAAACGCCCAAAAGCCAAAUCCAAAUUAUCUCUUCCAACAAAAGCCAAAUUUCUCAAAUCAAAAGAAUAUGGGGCAAGUCUUGAAACGGUCGCCGUCGAAGAUGUACAUGCAAGAAAGUCCGAAAGAGCAGAUGAAUAAUAAUAAUGGUUAUAUAUUGAAUCAUCAAGGACCUGUGCAUCAAGAUUAUGGAUACACAACGUGUGUUAACGCGUCGGGUAAAGUUCAGGUUGGUGCUCUAAGUGGAUGUUCGGAGGACGACGAGCAAAAGCCGAAUUUGUGCAGAAUAUGUGGUAAAACAUACGCAAGGCCGAGCACCCUUAAGACUCAUCUGCGUACGCACUCAGGCGAACGACCUUACAGAUGCGGAGACUGCAAUAAGAGUUUCUCGCAAGCAGCUAAUCUGACUGCUCAUGUUCGUACACAUACAGGCCAGAAACCGUUUAGGUGCCCGAUAUGUGACAGGCGAUUUAGUCAAAGUUCAAGUGUUACGACGCAUAUGAGAACACAUUCAGGAGAACGACCAUAUCAAUGUCGCUCUUGCAAAAAGGCGUUUUCAGACAGUUCGACAUUAACUAAACAUUUGAGAAUACAUUCGGGUGAAAAACCUUAUCAGUGUAAAUUAUGUCUACUCAGAUUUUCACAAUCUGGUAACUUGAAUAGGCACAUGCGUGUACACGGCAACAUGUCUGGCGGAAUGCUCGGCUGACACAUGUAGCAUUACACUCUACCGCGGUUUUAAGCAAAUACUUGUUAUGAAACUGUGGAAGAAUUUUGGAAGGAACCUAUGUCACGAAAACCUUCAUACAGCGAUAUAAAAACUGGUUUAUCGUAAUUUAAGCGGUUAAAUACGAAAAUGUUUUAGGACUAUCAAUUGACUUUAUACAUUUAUUAUAGUAUGGCAAUACGCAGCAUGCUAU
Nymphalis io (European peacock) is the source of this 1878-nucleotide messenger RNA. Its product is annotated as protein glass. NCBI's taxonomy places the organism in Eukaryota, Metazoa, Arthropoda, Insecta, Lepidoptera, Nymphalidae. Gene Ontology annotation, cellular component: nucleus. Gene Ontology annotation, biological process: regulation of transcription by RNA polymerase II. The transcript has 10 exons. The coding region runs from base 210 to 1667 and encodes 485 amino acids. Gene Ontology annotation, molecular function: DNA-binding transcription factor activity, RNA polymerase II-specific; RNA polymerase II cis-regulatory region sequence-specific DNA binding. The record is from RefSeq and is a predicted model, not a curated record.